AUGGUACGAAGACGUGAUCUCCCUGUCGUUGAGGAAGGCGAAGCACCUCAUAAUGAAAACAAUGAAAUACCACCUCCACCUCCACCUCCACCUUCGCCUCCAGCAUUCCAUGAUGGUGUACACCCAACAUUAGUCCAAUUUAUGGGAGAUAUUACUAGGCAAUUCACGGAAGCAAUUUCACGGAUGUCUCAACCUGUUGCACCAGUCGAGCGUAUCGGUUGCUCGAUGCGUGACUUUACUGAUCAGCAGUUUCGUACUUUCAAUGGAACUCAAGGACAUACAGUAGCUGAAGCUUGGAUUUCAGAUAUCCAACUGCUGCACGACACACUCAAGUGUACAAAUGAGGAAAAGUUGACAUACACCGUAUUAAGGCUAACUGGUGAAGCCCUUAAGUGGUGGAAGUCUCAGGUAGAGCUGAUAGGACCUGGUGUUGUUAUCACGUGGGAAAGGUUUGUUGAGGAAUUCAACAGGCAAUAUUUCCCAAGGUCACAAAAGCAGUUAAGAGCUAUUGAAUUUCAGAACUUGGUGCAAGGUACUAUGUCAGUGGAACAAUACUCAAUUAAAUUCACUGAGUUAGCCAGGUUUGGUAUUAAUCUUAUUCCUGACGAAGUAUCAAAGACAGAACGUUUUGAAAAUGGUCUUAACUCUCGUAUCAAGGAAAGAGUUGUCUGCCAUGAGAUCAAGAACUAUGCUCGAUUAGUAAACGUAGCAUCCCUUGCUGAGAGGGCAAUUCGUGAGACAUCUGCAGCUUACGAACAUAGGAAACGGUCAAUGCCUCAGGCAUCCUAUCCAUCUAAACGAUUUGUUGUAGGGACUGGCUCCAAACCAGUGGAUCACCAGAAUUUUUCUCCUCCAGUAGGAAGUCAGAAGGUUGCUUGUCCCAAAUGUGGAAGAAUGCAUUUUGGAGAUUGCAGGAGCGAAAGUACCGGCUGUUUUCGAUGUGGUCAAAAGGGGCAUUUUAAGAAGGAUUGUCCGAUGAAUACUACGGGGGAAGCUGGAGCACAAAGGAAUGACUUCCAACAAAGAAGGCCUGCUCAAGCGAGAGUAUAUACGUUGACCUCCGUAGAUGACGAUGAGAAUGAUGAAGCGAACAAUGAUAUAGUGACAGGUACCAUUUCUCUAUUUGGUACUCUUGCGUGUACUCUCUUUGAUUCUAGAGCUACACAUUCAUUCAUUUCUGCAUUAUACACUAAGAUUUGUCAUAUAAGUACACGACCAUUUGGGCAAGAUUGGUCGGUACAAACACCAGGACGAGAAAGGAUAAAUGAAUUACUAUCAUCAUUGAGGGAUGAGCAUAAGCAUAGUCAUGUAGAAUUAAAAUAA
Molecule: messenger RNA, 1323 nt
Organism: Corylus avellana
Lineage: Eukaryota; Viridiplantae; Streptophyta; Magnoliopsida; Fagales; Betulaceae
Source: RefSeq, a predicted model, not a curated record